Molecule: messenger RNA, 3283 nt
Organism: Leptonychotes weddellii (Weddell seal)
Lineage: Eukaryota; Metazoa; Chordata; Mammalia; Carnivora; Phocidae
Source: RefSeq, a predicted model, not a curated record
GGGGCUGACGGCUAGCUGCGGUGGCAGGCGGAGGGCUGAGGGCCUAGUAUGUGGGGCCGAGGGCACUUUUCUAGAACUUCUGUGGCGGAAAAUGUGAGUUUUUCAGGAAUUGUCCAGAUGGGUGAAGAUAUGCAUUACAGUAAAGUUGAAGAUGUGGUUGGAAGUCAUGUGGAAGAUGCAGUAACAUUUUGGGCCCAGAGUAUGAGUAGGAAUAAGGACAUUAUGAAGAUUGGUUGCUCAUUAUCUGAAGUUUGUCCCCAUGCCAAUUCAGUUUUUGGGAAUCUUGAUCCAAAGAAGAUUUAUGGUGGAUUAUUUUCUGAAGAUAAAUGUUGGUACAGAUGCAAAGUACUGAAAAUCAUCAGUGAUGAAAAGUGUCUGGUGAGAUACAUUGACUAUGGAAAUACUGAAAUUCUAAAUCGAUCUGAUAUAGUUGAGAUUCCUUUGGAUCUGCAAUUUUCUAGUGUUGCCAAAAAAUAUAGACUUUGGGGACUACAGAUUCCUUCUGGCCAAGAAGUUACCCAGUUCGAUCAGGGCAGAACCUUUUUGGGGAGCUUGAUUUUUGAAAAGGAGAUAAAAAUGAGAAUUAAAGCAACCUAUCAAGAUGGAACAGUUAUUGCUCAGGCUGAGUAUGGCAGUGUGGAUAUAGGGGAGGAGGUGGCUAAAAAAGGAUUUGCAGAAAAAUGUAAGCUCACUUCCAGCACUAACACCUGUGAGGAAAAAAAAUCAGAUCCUGGUCAUCUUGUCCUCAGGAACCUCAAAAGCCCCAUUCCCUCAUGGGGGCAUAGAUCAAACCAGUCAGCCUUCACCCGGCCAAAGGGGCGCUUAAGUGGGAGGAUGACUCUUGACCUGAAGAAUGAAAAUGAUGCAGGAAAUCAUGUGACAUUUCCAAAGGAAAAUUUGGCUGUUGGAGACUUUAAUUUAGGGUCUAAUGUCAGCCUGGCAAAAAUUAAGCAGGACCAGAAGCUGAUUGAAGAAAAUGAAAGGCUUAAAACAGAGAAGGAGGUUCUUCUUGAAAGUUAUAAAGUUCUAGAAUCCAAAGUACAACAGACUGCCCAGGAGCUGCAGCAAGAGAAAGCGACUACCAUGGAUUUGACUAAACAUUUAGAAAGCACUCUGAAGACUCGUGUAGGUACCAGAAUGGAAAAUCUGGCAGCUAAGGUUGAAAUAUUGAAAGAAAUUAGACGUGUCAACAUCAAUGUUCAUUUUGGAAAUGACCUUUCAGAUGCUAUGCAAGUGUUAGAUGAAGAGUGCUUUACUACCCCAGCUUCUUUGACUGAAUUAGAGAGAAUUUGGGCAGAAUACAAUCUUGCUCAGGAGAACAUACGAACUUGUGAAAAUGUGAAUGAAGGAAAUAUUUUGAUUGCCAAAAGAAAUGAAGUGCAACAGAAACUGAACAUGGCAGUAGAAGUUUUUAUUCUGGAAGUAGAUGAGUUACCUCUUAAUAAACGCUUGACAACAUUGCAGCCCUCUGGCAUUUCUUCAUUUAACUCCAAGGAUUUGUCAACCUCUUUAGAGGCAGCAUAUGGACAGGCCAAAGAAGGGACAAACUCUGAAGAAAUACUUAAGAAAUUUUAUGACUGGAAGUGUGAUAAAAGAGAGGAGUUCACCAAUGUUAGAAGUGAAACAGAGGUUUCUCUACAACGUCUUGUAGCAUGGUUCCAGAACACUGUAAAGGCUUUUGAUCUCUCUGUGGAAGAGUCACGAACUUCUGAAGACACAAUCAGUAGUCUUGAUGAAAUUCUAGAGAAGACUGAGUCAAGUGUCUGCAAAGAGCUGGAGAUAUCUCUGAUUGAGCAAGGUGAUGCAGACAAGGAGAUCAUUUUAAAUACAUAUAGUCAAGUACUACAAAAGAUCCGUUCAGAGGAAAGGCUUAUUACUACAAUACAAUCCAAGUAUGAGGACAGUAUUGAGUUUAAGAAGCAGAUUAUCGAAUGUUUAAAUAAGAACCCCAAUGUGGAUCACUUGCUGUCCAUUAAAAAGACAUUGAAAAACUUAAAAGCUCGACUGAGAUGGAAAUUGGUUGAAAAGAAUAAUUUGGAAGAAUCUGAUGACCAUGAUGGAUCUGAAAUUGAGAGAAUAAAACAAGAAAUAGCUCAGUUGCGCAAUAGCGUCUUUCAGGAAAUUUAUCGUGAGCAGGAGGAAUAUGAGAAGCUGAAUAGCCUGGUACAGAAAUGGUUCCCUGAGCUGCCUCUGCUUUAUCCUGAAAUAGGGUUACUUAAGUACAUGAACUCUGGUGGUCUUCUUACUAUGAGUUUGGAACGGGAUCUUCUUGAUGCUGAGCCCAUGAAGGAACUUAGCAGCAAGCGUCCUUUAGUUUGUUCUGAGGUUAAUGGGCAGAUAAUUCUUUUAAAGGGCUAUUCUGUAGAUGUGGACACAGAAGCUAGGGUGAUUCAGAGAGCAGCCGCCUAUCACAGAGCUUGGAGAGAAGCUAAAGAAGAGUCUGGGUUACUACCAUUGAUAUUCCUAUUUUUGUGUAAGUCUGAUCCUAUGGCUUAUCUGAUGGUCCCAUACUACCCUAGGGCAAACCUGAGUGCUGUUCAAGCCAGUGUGCCUUUAACUUCAGAAGAAGCUUUAAAGGUCAUGAAAGGUGUUGCCCAGGGCCUGCAUAUAUUGCACAAGGCUGACAUAAUUCAUGGAUCACUUCAUCAGAACAAUGUAUUUGCUUUAAAUCGUGAACAAGGAAUUGUUGGAGAUUUUGACUUCACCAAAUCUGUGAGUCAGCGAGCCUCAGUGAACAUGGUAAUCGGUGACUUGAGUUUGAUAUCACCUGAACUGAAAAUGGGAAAGCCUGCUUCUCCAAGUUCUGACUUGUAUGCUUAUGGCUGUCUUUUAUUAUGGCUUUCUGUUCAAAAUCAGAAAUUUGAAACAAAUGAAGAUGGAAUCCCGAAAGUGGAUCAGUUUCAUUUGGAUUAUAAUGUCAAAUCCCUCCUCUAUAGCCUGAUCUGUUGUAGAAGUUCAAUGACUGCUGAGCAGGUUUUGAAUGCUGAAUGUUUCUUGGUGCCAAAGGGGAAAUCAACUCUAAACCCAGAGAAAGAUACUGAAUAUACCCAAUAUAAAGAAAAAGAAGAAUUAAAGAUGGAGAACUUGGAUAAAUAUAAGGAAAAGACAAGAAAUGAUGAAGCCAACUUUGAUUGAUAGAUUAGUAUUUUUUUUGUUGUUACAGAUGUUCCUUUUAAAACUUUGUUUAGUUUGGUUAAAUAAACAGAAAAAAAUCUGGAAUUUUUCUGGAGCUAGUUGGGUUGUGUCUUUGGUAUUCCAGUUGUGAAAAAUAAAAGAUGUUUGG